Messenger RNA from Schizosaccharomyces osmophilus, 3504 nucleotides. RefSeq names its product mitochondrial RNA polymerase Rpo41 (gene rpo41). Gene Ontology annotation, biological process: mitochondrial transcription. The record is from RefSeq and is a predicted model, not a curated record. The coding region runs from base 1 to 3504 and encodes 1167 amino acids. The transcript has a single exon. Gene Ontology annotation, cellular component: mitochondrial DNA-directed RNA polymerase complex. Gene Ontology annotation, molecular function: DNA-directed RNA polymerase activity; mitochondrial promoter sequence-specific DNA binding. NCBI's taxonomy places the organism in Eukaryota, Fungi, Ascomycota, Schizosaccharomycetes, Schizosaccharomycetales, Schizosaccharomycetaceae.
AUGUUUUCUCAAAGGCAACUUCAGCGAUGUCUUUUACGGACGCGAUUUUGUAGAGUUAAUGUGCGUGGUCGGCGGCUAAUACAAACGGAGUCAUUGCAAAGUGCUGAGGAAAAUGUGAAUGUAUACAAGCCCAUUCUUCCUUCCAAGAAGUAUGAAUUCAAAAUUAAUACAGAUCAAAAGUCAGAAAUGGUGAGUCUGUAUGAGGCAUGUGUAUUCACGAAUGAUUUUGUCCGUUCAGCACAGCUUCUGGGGCGCAUAGCUGGUUAUAAUGCAAUGGAUGAAAAUAUGUACCCAUACAUUGAAUUAUAUCUACGGCACCUAAUCAAUUCCGGGAGUUUUACGCUGGAUUCUAUGAUCCGGACAACGAGGGCAAUCCUCAAAAAGUCUAAACUUCCCGGUAAUUCCACGAUUUAUGCAUAUUAUUUUCAAGCGGCCUUAUUAAAAGAAGCGGAAGAAUCUGGAUAUCCCGUUUUGCAUCGAAUGGCUGUCGAAUGGAGAUACAGAAAAGGUAGAGUCGUCGAUAUUCUAUCCCAGACGUCAGUACUAAACAGCGAGCAAAUUCAAAAAAUUAUUAGAAUCCUUAAUAUCCCUUUAGAAUCCUUAUCCAGUAACCAACUAGCCCUUUUUGGUUUUCAGCCGUCGAAUUUAGCCGAAAAGGAUACUGUAAGAAAUACAGCAGAAGAAGAAGAAUCCCAGCCAAAGGCCGUACCUGCAACUGAACAUGUUUACAUUGAUAAAAUAAAAAGUAAAGGAAUGCGUUUGAGUGCCCUACUAAAAUCACUAAACAACAUUUCUGUUAGUCCUGAAAACUUACCAGUGGAUGAAGUAUCUUUGGAAAAGGUACCUAGCUCGGAGCUUGUCAAUUUGGCGAGGCAAAAGCUUCUGGAGAAAUCUGCCGUUGCUUCUGCUAUUGAUUUGUGGAAGGCUGAGUAUGAAGAUACUUUCCAUCGUGGAGGAGCUUUACCCAAAAACAAAGAAGCUUCUGCCUUAUUUUACCAGUGGUAUACAGAACUCAAGGAGAUGUUCAACCAGGAGAAUAAACGCCUUGACGCUUUUUAUCAUAGAAUCGAAACAAACGCAGGCAACCCAUAUAUAGCUGAGGGCUUUUGCGGCCCUUUUCUGAAGCUUCUAAAAACGGAAAAACUUGCUGCUUUAACGAUUAUAGAAGUAAUUCGCUCUAUUUCUUCAAUUUCAAGUCAAGAGGAAGUUGAGGAAACGCACGGGGUUUUGAUUUCUCGUUUAACUGAUGCUGUUGGACGGAGUUUUGAACGUGAAUUCUUAUCCGAACGUAUACAAGUAGAAGAAAGAGAGGGAAAGCUUCGCAUAAGAGACAAUUUAAAGUAUGUUUUUAAUAAUCCUCGUGCAUUUAGAGCUGCUGUGAAAGAGUUGAGGCGUAAUGCCGAUGAGAACGACGGUAAAUGGAAGCAUGCUUUGGAAAGCUGGCCAAGAUAUGUUACCACCAAGAUUGGUGCAAUUGCAGUGUCAUUGUUCUUACAGGCUGCUAAAAUGGAUAUUAAAUUUAAGCGCCCGGAUACCGGGGACAAUACAAAAGAAUCUGUAUUUGCUUUCGCUCAUACCUAUCAAUAUAUUCAUGGAAGGAAGUCUGGUGUACUUCGUCCCAGAGUUGAGCUCUUAAAAUUAAUAGCAAGUGAAUUCCAAAAUCCUCUUAUCCAUCCACAAAUGCUCCCAAUGUUGGUACGUCCCAAACCAUGGGUGCAAUGGGACAAAGGAGGUUAUUAUUACUCUCGAGAGUCGAUAAUCCGUUUGAAGGGCUGUACUGAGCAGUUAGAUUAUGUUAAGGAAGCUUCCCGUAAAGGUCAUCUUAAGAAAGUCUAUAACGCGUUAAGCGCACUUGGUGAUGUGGACUGGAGAGUUAAUCGCUUCACGUUUGAUGUUAUAGUUAAAAUCUGGAAUUUAGGUGAAGGUAUGCUCAGUAUUCCUCCCAAAAAUGUAGAGGUGAAUCUUCCUCCUUAUCCAAAGCAAGCCCUCAAUCCGAAUGAUCGUGUAGCAUGGUACAGCCUUAGGGAUAAACUUUCUAGGGAAAAGGCAACUGCCCACUCACAACGCUGUGAUUUUAACUACAAACUUGAAAUCGCUAAUUCAUAUUUAAAUGAAAGAUUCUAUUUUCCUCAUAACAUGGAUUUCCGAGGAAGAGUAUACCCAAUCUCUGCACAUUUACACCAUGUAAACAAUGACUUUUGUCGUGGUUUACUAGAGUUCGCUGAGGGAAAGCCAUUAGGUCCUAAUGGGCUUAGUUGGCUGAAAGUUCAUUUGGCAAAUUUGUUUGGUAUCAGUAAAGUUGAUUAUGCUAGUCGUCAAAAGUUCGUGGAUGACAACAUUGAACAAGUUUUUGAUUCGUAUGAUCAUCCUUUGGAAGGACGCAAAUGGUGGACGUCUGCUGAAGAUCCUUUUCAAGCUCUUGCGGCAAUUGCAGAAAUCGCAAGAGCAACACGCUCCGGAAACCCCGAAAAUUACGUUUGUCACGUCCCAGUGCAGCAAGAUGGAACCUGUAAUGGAUUACAACAUUAUGCUGCCCUAGGAAGAGAUCCCGAUGGUGCUCAUGAAGUUAAUCUGUCUCCAAACGAUCGGCCUAAAGAUGUCUAUGAUGCAGUAGCUAAGAUUGUGAUAAGCAGAUUGGAACAAGAGUCUGCCAAAGGUGAUGAAUUGGCCACCGCUUUGAAAGAUAAAAUCGACAGAAGUGUUGUGAAACCUACGGUUAUGACUAACGUUUACGGUGUUACUUAUGUGGGUGCCAAAAAUCAGAUUAUCAGUCAGUUGGAAAAACGAGGAGAUAUUCCUAAAGAUAUGCUCAACAACUAUUCUAGUUAUUUGACUAAAAUGGUGUUCCGAGCCCUUCGUGCUUUAUUUGAAAGAGCUCAUGAGAUUCAAGAUUGGCUGUCUACUUGUUCGUACCUUAUUUCAAAUUCUUUGCCGGCAGAAUAUAUUAAGGAAGGUCAUAAGGAUAAACUGACGCCCACUAUUUGGACGACUCCCCUUGGGUUUCCUAUUAUCCAGCCUUAUAGGAACUUUAAAAAACGACAAGUACAGACAAACUUACAAUCAGUUUGUAUUGAAGAUAGGGAUAGAGUAGCUUCCGUUGAACCUAGAAAACAAGCUGCUGCUUUUCCUCCCAAUUUUGUACAUUCUUUAGACGCGACACAUUUGUUUAUGACAUGUUUGAAAGCCAAGGAAGCGAAGAUAACCUUUGCUUCUGUCCAUGACUCUUACUGGACCCAUGCUUGCGAUGUCGAACAGUUAGGUAGUUUGUUGCGACAAGCUUUUGUUGAAUUACAUUCACAGAAAAUUAUGGAAAAGCUGAGAAAUGAGUUUCGAAAGCGAUAUAAGAACUUUAUGAUUUCUAAAGACAUUGCAAGGAGGUACGAUUUGUUUAUAUCUUCUGAAGAUGCUGAUAAAAAAUGGGUGCCACUUAAAAUCCCACUUCUACCCUCACAGGGUACUUUUGAUUUAACAAAAGUUUUGGAAAGUAAAUAUUUCUUUUCGUGA